AUGUGCCCUUGCCUCUUUUCGUCUGUCGUCGUUGCCAAGCGGGUGAUAGUAUCCCCACCUCUAGCAAUCAAGCAACACCAAGGAAUUGGAAGAUGGUUAUCCUCAAUCCGACUUCUCGGAUCAGCCGCACCACCUCUAGCAUCCACUCCGGCCCUCAAAGGUGGAUAUUACCGCAUGCUUUGCCUCUCGCGCAGGAUGGAAAGGACAUGUCUGAUGUCAACGGCUCCUACCAAGGGGACCAUCGUCGUCCGGACCCGGGCACUGAGGAAUGUACCGCAAUGUCCCGGCAUUCCCACCAAGAUGCUUGCUUUCAUACUCCGUACAGCCAGUCGAGGAGGGACAACGUACCCAGGGGCCCGUCAGGCCAACGAAGAGGCCGGCCGUGAUGAAGGAAACUCUUGGAUUAGCCCUUUCGUUCCCCAGUUCUCUCUCUCCUCCCCCCCGUCCCCCGGUCUUCCCCCCCCAGAAGAACUCCCGCUUCACCCAGUCAUUCGUUGGACUCUGUCCCCUCACAUUCGUUCCAUAAUUCCAGGAUAA
Messenger RNA from Colletotrichum paranaense, 537 nucleotides. RefSeq lists its product as uncharacterized. The record is from RefSeq and is a predicted model, not a curated record. The transcript is spliced from 2 exons. NCBI's taxonomy places the organism in Eukaryota, Fungi, Ascomycota, Sordariomycetes, Glomerellales, Glomerellaceae. The coding region runs from base 1 to 537 and encodes 178 amino acids.